Molecule: messenger RNA, 1723 nt
Organism: Phlebotomus papatasi
Lineage: Eukaryota; Metazoa; Arthropoda; Insecta; Diptera; Psychodidae
Exons: 5
Coding region: 154-1053 (299 amino acids)
Source: RefSeq, a predicted model, not a curated record
CUCAAAUGGAAUGUUGAAAUUGGUGAAAAGGACGAGAAAAGCUCUGUGACAUCGAAAAUAAUGUGUUGAAAUUGCAUAAUACUGUGUUCAGGAGUCAUAAUUGGAGGACAAAAAGUGAAAAUAAUAUAGUUCAAAAAUUUUACAAAAACUGAUAUGAUGGAAAAAGUAUUAAAUUUCCUUGUCAUUUGCUGCUUCUGCUCUGCAAUACUUUCGUCCGUGGGCGCAACAGAAACAGCCACAGAAAAUGUGGAGAGAAUGGAUGGGGAUGUGGUCGGACAUGAGGAGGGCAUGGACGAAGGCACUUUCAGCAGAUACAGCAAUGUGGCCACCACUCCAAAAAUUCAGACUACAGAACUCAAUGGGCGACUUUCCAGGUACGAGCAGGGCCUGGAAGACUACGAUGAGGCAGCAGCUAGGCUGGAUAAUGAGGAGAAAGCUGAGAAAAGAAGAGAUGCUGGAGGUGGAAAUUCACCCUAUACCUGGCGUGGUGGCAAUAAUUCAUGGGAGCGUACAGUAAAUUUUAUUGGUGAUGUCGUAUCACUGGUUCGAUCUCUCAAAUCCUAUCAGGACACAUCCAAUGAAGCCACAGCUCAAGCAUCGUUGGAAUUAGCUAGGAAUUCCUCAACAAAUAGCACAGAGUCUCUAAUUGGAUCCCAACUGGAUGACAUUGACGAAACUGCAUCGACCACGGAGGUAGCAGAAGGACGUUACAUCCAUGGUGACCCACUGAAGGGAUAUUACGACUUUGUCAUUACGGAAGGAUCAUACAAAUUUUGGGCCGCCUUUCAGCUGGCGACUGCUGCUCUUAUUAUUUAUUCAACGUUUGCAGCCAUUUACUAUUCAAAGGUUAAUCCGAUUGUUUCCGAUUAUGAUUACGUUGAUUAUCUGGGUGGACGGUCCCUGGCUGGUGGACGUAGUUUUGACGGUGACAAUGCUUCGGAGGAAUCGGAAUCUCCAUCCAGUUGGUUGCCAUCACUCAACAGCAGUUGGGUCAGUACGGCUGUUCAUGGAUUUCAAUUCGUUAUGGAUGCCAUCGAGAAGAUACCACAAUAGUGGCCAAUUCAAAUUGUCGUGAAAACUACACAUUAUCAUGCAUUCAAGAGGAAAUAUGGCAAAGUAUGAGCUUUUCGUGCACAAAGCUCACGAUGAAAAUAAAAGGGUUGGGAAUUUGGGGCAGCAUUUUGUGCAACUUGCAAAAUUUGCUGAAUGCUCCCUUUUGCAACUUGGGGCAUAUUCCCCAACAAGCGUAAAUACUUGAAAGUUCGCCUUGAGAGCUUUCUCUGUAUAUUAUUAUCUCUCUAAUUGACUGAGUUGAAUUUGUUUAAAGUUUAUUUUUGGAAUGUUUCAGGCACAUUCACGCUACAAAACCGUAUUUUUCCUACACCAUAUACCAUAAGUGCAUAUUAAAAUUGUCACACAUCAAAGCUCAUACGAAAAGCUCCUUCACGUGAAAUUUGCACAUUAGACUUUGUCAACGAAGACACAGAGAAAAUUCUCUAGAGGAAAUUUAUGUUGGUCGUGAAUAAAUAUGAGAAAAUUCAUGUGACUAGUGAAAUUAAAUGAUAUUUUAGUAGCAUUAAAAUGUGGAAUGUUAUAUUCUAAAAUGUUGCGAAAUAAGUUUCUUUUAUUAAUUAACCCACCCCAUUCAUUCAACGUAGCUGCGGGAAAAUUUUUUAAGCAACUUUUUUUUUGUGCAACUGCAAGUUUCCAUGGUACACUUAGG